AGCGCAGUCAUUAUUGCGCCAGUCUAACACCCGCCAGCGAUCUUCCUCGUCGCGGUCGUACUGACUUUCUUAGUCGAUUUCCGAGACUAUUUCGCGAUACCAACGCGUCAGCAAGGGCGUGCGUGCGAAAGGAGAACGGCCUCGUGUGGUACGCCUCGUGGUCACCUCGCGAGCGCGUCUGACUAUCGCGUCACGGUACCUCGGCGGAUACGAUGAGACUCUUCUCGGAGACCGAGGAAAAUGUGACGUGAGAGACUGGCCUUCGGCGGGUCCUUCGGCGAGUGCGACACGCUCUGCAACUCAGCCAGUACGCGCGGACGCGGGUCAUCCUGCAAAAUGACCGUCGCGAUGAGGAGGUUGCUGCCGACGGCGGCGGUGUGCUGUUGGCUCCUGGCGCUCAAUGUUGGCCAGAUCGCCGGACAAUUAUUGGACACGGAGUUUCAGCCGACGGUGACGGCGACGUGCAAGGGCGGCUAUAUGACGAUUCGUGUCAAUCUCAAUCAGAGUUUCGUAGGCGCAGUCCAUGCACGAGACCAUCGGACCCCGCAGUGCAUGGUAUCGGGCAACGGCACCACGCACGCCACUCUGGGCAUCAAUCUUUUUGCGUCGCAGGACAGUCCCGAGUACUGCGGAGUUCUGGUGAACAACCAUACAGAAGAACGUUCCGUUCCUAUCGCUGUUAGGAUACACAAAACGCUGGAAUUGGCGGAUGACAAGUUUUAUGUCAUUACGUGCGGAAAGGCGGGUUUCAAAAAUGCCAAAAAUGAAACUUCGCUGGUUUCCCUGCGCCUUUUGGAUGAAGGUGCGAGAGUACAGGAAGCUAUAUACGGUCACAACUAUACCCUGCGUGCUGAGAUUUCACGCCCAGACGGAACGUACGGGAUUCGAGUUAAGAACUGCUUCGCGUUCAACAAGCUCAAUUCCAGCGUGCAGCUUAUAGACGACAAAGGCUGUCCCGUGAAAGUGCGAAUGACGAAAUUCAUAUAUGACCGAAGUACCGGUAUAGCGGAUGCCACAUUGUUUUCCAUGUUCCGGUUUGCCGACAGUUCAGAAGUGCAUUUCCAAUGCGACAUCGCUGUGUGCAGAGGAAGUUGCGGUACCCCUAUGUGUGAAGGAGACAAAGAAGAGCUGAUAAAGGGUGGCUCCUCCACUAACGGACAAAGUGUUAGUAGUGAAGAAGGAGUGCUACUUGCUGGAACGAGCGUUUUUGUCCUCCAACCAGGCGAAAAACGAGUUGUACAAACAUUGCACGAUGACGGCGUGCACCCGCUGUGGCUUCUGUGGCUGGCGGUGGCACUCGGGAUAUUAUUCCUCAUCAUGCUCAUUAUCAACAUAUUCCUGUGUUCGGCGAUGACCUGUAGCUGCACCCGGACCGACAUUAUCGAGAAGGAGCCGUCAAUCAUUGAGGAUUACGAUCCAUACCGCAGCUGGCACGGUUCUCAAUACGGGUCGAGGUACUCGUUAAACGGAAAGCAAGGGUACGCCUCCGGGGGAUCCACCAUGAACUCCACGAGGUCGAUAUCGACGAAUAGCGAUCAUUAUGCGAUAGUACACUCUCGACCAGGAAGUAGAUAUUCCGGUCCUGGACAGAAGCAUCAUCAUCAUCACAGAGGACCGCCAUCCAACAUUGGUUCACACUACUCCGGGAAGUGAUGUUCCCGCUAGCUUCAUUUAUCAAAAACUAGAACUCCAUUGUCUUCAUUAACGUUACUCUAAUUAAACGCAAAUUUUAUGUAUAUGCGUCGCUAUGGCAUUAUUCCAACACCGCACGAAUGACAGGCAUUCGGUUCAACCGUAAAACUGCAACCGAUGCAACCUUAGAAGAAUUUAAAAUAUUAUAUAAGAAAUAUAAAGUUAAAGUAUUGAACAAAAUAUUGAACAGUGCGUUAACAUUUUUUUUUAUCAUAAAAAAUUAUCUGAAGAAUUGACUUUUGUCGCUUUAUGGCUGAAAGUCAACUUACUACCUACAUUUGUCGUACUUAAGAUAAAAAAACUGUUGGUUUAACAUUAAAAUGUA
Trachymyrmex cornetzi is the source of this 2017-nucleotide messenger RNA. RefSeq lists its product as uncharacterized. The record is from RefSeq and is a predicted model, not a curated record. The transcript has 9 exons. NCBI's taxonomy places the organism in Eukaryota, Metazoa, Arthropoda, Insecta, Hymenoptera, Formicidae. The coding region runs from base 337 to 1653 and encodes 438 amino acids.